Lichtheimia ornata is the source of this 1137-nucleotide messenger RNA. RefSeq lists its product as uncharacterized. The record is from RefSeq and is a predicted model, not a curated record. The transcript is spliced from 5 exons. Bases 1 to 1137 code for a protein of 378 amino acids. NCBI's taxonomy places the organism in Eukaryota, Fungi, Mucoromycota, Mucoromycetes, Mucorales, Lichtheimiaceae.
AUGCCUGUUGUUAAGAAUCAUACUAAGCAAAAGGGUGCUCAAACCAUUUGGGAUUUCACAAGCAAAUUUCCUGAUAGUUUGACUGUUGAAAGAUGGUUAUACGAUGAAGGGAUUUACUGCAAGUCGAUGAAGUGCAAGGCUGGAAUUGACAUGAGGUUGAUUGAAGUCAAGAAAGAUGGACAACCAAACCUCAUAUGGAAGUGCACCCAUCGCCCAUCUGAACGCUGCAACCGUCAAAAGAAGUCUAUUCGUGAAGGAAGCUUUUUCUCAGGGCUCAAGAUCGGCAUGCAUCAAGUUCUUGGUAUUGUGUGGCUCUACCUUUACAAGUUGGAAUUCCAGGCUAUUCAAGACCUGACGGGUGUAUCUGCACCAACCAUUCGUGCCGUUGUGCGCUUGCUAUAUCGUUUGAUGAAUGCCGACAUCAAAGACGAAGAUGUAUCUGUUGGUGGCAUUGACGAAGAUGGCAACCGCAUCAUUGUCGAAGUGGAUGAAUCUAAGUUUGGCAAACGUAAAAGCCACAAAGGCCAUCGUGUUGAAGGUGUGUGGGUUGUUGGCGGUGUCGAGCGUACUCCUGAACGCAAGAUUUUUGUGACAACCGUCGAAGAUCGCAAGAAGGAUACUUUGCACCUGAUCUUGAGUAAUUACAUCAAAGAAGGUAGCGAAAUUCGAACGGACUGUUGGAAGGGGUACAAUGGUCUCGCACGUAUUCCUGGCAAAGGCUACCGCCAUGAGACUGUCAACCACGCCAAGGAGUUCAAGACUGCGGCUGGUGUUCAUACAAACACCAUCGAAGGAACCUGGAAUGGCAUCAAGUGCAUUAUUAAGGCCCGCCACAGAACAGCUCCGAUCAUGAAGUAUCGUCUUGCCGAGUUCAUUUUCCGUCGCAAGCAUGCUGGGGACCUCUGGGGUGGCAUUAUCAAGGCAUUAAAAGAAGUAUCCUUUGACAAGGUUACUUCUUCGGAUGAUAUAGAUGAAGAAUUCAUGUAUACAGAGGUCAAACUGGAACGUAGCGAUUUGGAUCACGAUGAUUCGGAGUUCAAUGAUAAUACGCAAUGGGAAACCGAUAACGAGGAUGAUGAUGACACAUCAGGUGAAUACACAGCUGACUCUCAUAGGAAACGCCCUAGAGGCCAAUAA